Messenger RNA from Toxoplasma gondii ME49, 4347 nucleotides. Its product is annotated as calcium-translocating P-type ATPase, PMCA-type protein. Gene Ontology annotation, cellular component: membrane; intracellular membrane-bounded organelle. Gene Ontology annotation, molecular function: P-type calcium transporter activity; ATP hydrolysis activity; ATP binding. The transcript is spliced from 19 exons. Lineage: Eukaryota; Apicomplexa; Conoidasida; Eucoccidiorida; Sarcocystidae. The record is from RefSeq and is a predicted model, not a curated record. The coding region runs from base 1 to 4347 and encodes 1448 amino acids.
AUGCCGAACACUCCCCAAGAGGGCGAAACACCGGUCGAGCCAUUCAAAUUCACAACUGAGCAACUCUACUCUCUUGUCCGAAAUUAUGUUACCCGAACAAAGUAUGAAGAACUCGAGUUGCUAAAUACUUACGGCGGCGUUGAGGCGCUUGAACCCGGUCUCGUUACCAGCUUCCAACAUGGCUUAGAUGUUUCGGAAGCUGCGGUCAAGCCGGCCUCGCCUAAAGCAGAGUUCAAGCCUAUGUCUCCUCGAGCAUCCCCGCCUAUGGAUGAAGCUCAAGAACUCCUCCAAAAACGGAAGGGAGCAUUUGGGGUCAACGUUCUUCCUCAACGACGACCUACCCCCUUCUGGCGUCUCUGCUUAGAAGCUGGCUCAGACUUCACUCUGCGGAUCCUCACUCUUUGCGGCCUCAUUUCAAUCGUCUUAGGUGUCACGCUCGGCGAGCAUCCUGAAGUCGAGUGGAUUGAAGGCUUUGCCAUUUGGGUCGCCGUCUUCGUCGUCAUUGCUGUCACUGCCACCAACGACUGGGUAAAAGAAAAGCAGUUCCGUAAACUCGGCAAAGUAAAGGACGACAGACUGUGCCGCGUCAUCCGCUCUGGAAAAGAGCGGCAGACACCUGUGGCAACGCUGAUGGUCGGAGACAUCGUUCGCCUGGAGGUGGGCGACGAAGUUCCUGCGGAUUGUUUGCUGAUUUCUGGAGUUGAAUUGCGAGCAGAUGAGUCUGCGCUCACAGGCGAGUCGGAAGCGAUUGCGAAAGAGCCUCCCAAGGAGUGCUGGGCGUCCCUUGACCGCCUGCGAGCCUCGCAGCCAGCCUUCGGCGAAGAAGAAGACUCUGGACAGAAGUGCGGCAUUGGGGAGCAGCGAACGCUGGAGAAUCGCCUCGUCGAGGGAAAGGAAACUCACGCCUCUUCCUUCUCCCCAGCGCCUUCGCCGUCGCCGUCUCCCACACCUUCCUCGUCUUCUGUGGAGAAGCCGAGGUCGAGCUUUCUGCGGAGAACCGCCCGUAUCUCUUCGUCUUCUCUUCUCGGAAACAUUCGGAGACAAGCGGGAGUCGAGAGACUUGACGCGACGUCCGCCGAUCACCAUGCCAUCCCCUCCCCUAUUCUCCUUGCAGGAACGGCGAUCGUCGGCGGGAGCGGCAGAGCUCUCGUCCUUGGCGUCGGGACGCACUCUCAACAAGGCGAAUUGUACAAGCAGCUCACGGCCUUCGACGCGCAGCCGACGCCGCUGCAGAAUAAGCUGAAUGCUCUCGCGAGAGACAUCGGAAGAAUUGGGUUCCUGGCCGCCUGCCUGACGCUGUUCGUUCUCUUUCUUCAGUACUGGAUUUUGUUUGGCCUCCUGCCGAAGGACGAACGUCCAUCGGGCGGUACGAUCGGCCGAGAGCAUGUGGACUUUCUCGUCACCGCGAUCACGAUCUUGGUGGUGGCGGUGCCUGAGGGCCUGCCGCUGGCCGUCACCAUUUCGCUCGCCUACUCAAUCGGGAAGAUGCUGGCCGACCAGAACUACGUCCGGCGCCUGGCUGCGUGCGAAACGAUGGGGGGUGCAAACGAGAUCUGCAGCGACAAAACCGGCACACUGACGAAGAACAUGAUGAGCGUAGAGGCUGCCUGGGAUGGACGCAACUUGACCUACAGAGACGACGAGCUCUGGAGAGUCUGGACGCGCCAAGGAAGAGAGCUGGCGCGCGCGAAGGUACUGCAGGGCAGAGUGCACACCCUGCCGACACAGGGAGGACGCGCCGAGCGAGGAGAGAGGAAGGAAGAAGAGGAGAACGAGGGGCGCGACGCUGUCGCGAGGGAACGCGGCGGCGGCCGCACACGGUUUCCGCCGAAGUACCUCAAGAUUUUGAUGGAAAACAUUGCAUUGAACAGCACCAGUGUGUUGGAGAGAGAGGCGCGUUCGACAGUCGAAGCUUCUGUGAGGAGCAGGCUGAUUUCUAUGGCCAGCAGCGGCGCGCUGAAGAAGGUAGAUGUAACCAAGCAAGUGGGGUCGCCCACCGAGUGUGCGCUCUUGGAGUUUGCCGGAGAAAUGGGAUUCGACUACGAGAGAAUAAGAGACGAAAGAAUUCUUGAAGAAGCCGACCUGGUUCAUCGCGAGCCGUUUACCAGCGACAGGAAAAUCAUGACGACAGUCGUGAAUGCAUGGGAUGAAUUCUCCGACGCUUCGUCACCGCCUGCUGUUCGCCUCUCGUCUUGCCGUCACAGCCCCUCGUCGUCCCCAUCUUCUUCCUCUGCUUCUUCUUCUACUUCUUCUUCUGCUUCUUCUUCUGCUUCUUCUUCUGCUUCUUCCUCUGCUUCUUCUUCUCUUCCUUCGGCCGCUGGAGUUCCUUCUUCUCGGCGGCGCACUCUGCGCGUCUUCGUGAAAGGAGCUGCGGAGACUGUGCUCAAGCUCUGUGCUCACGUCGUCGUUCCGCUCCCAGAGGGGGAGGACGCCGCAGGUGGAGACGGAGAUACGCCGACCUCUCAGCGAGACAGAGAAGGUGACCUGGCGCCGCUGGACGCAGAGAAAAUCAUGACGAUCGAGCGAGAAGUCAUUCACAAACUCGCUGGCGAGGCGCUCCGGACAAUCUGCCUCGCGUACAAAGACAUCGCUGCAGACGAAGGAGACACCACCUGGGCGGAAGCGAGCGAGCUCCACCCGUUCAAGAAGAUGGAACUGGGCCUCACCUGCCUCGCGAUCGUUGGAAUCAGAGAUCCAGUUCGCCCAGAAGUCCCCGCAGCGGUCUUGGCCUGCCAGAACGCAGGCAUCAAAGUGCGCAUGGUCACGGGAGACAAUAUCGAGACUGCAAAGCAAAUCGCAGUCAAAUGCAACAUCUACCAUCCAGAAAAAAACGGACUGGCGAUGACUGGCCCGGAGUUCAACGCGCUGAUCGGCGGCGUCGUGUGCAGCGGGUGUCGACUGGCCAUGUGCGACUGUCCGAGGCACCCUGCGGAGGAGCGCGCGACCGGCAAGAAGAUGAGAGUCGACGUGAUCGCAAAUCCCGAAGCCUUCAACGAAAUUGCAGACAACCUAGAAGUUCUUGCUCGCUCUCAGCCCAUGGAUAAAUAUGCUCUGGUUGUCGGACUCAAGGAACUGAGGGGAACGGUUGUCGCGGUGACUGGCGACGGUGCUAACGAUGCUCCUGCCCUCAAGAAGGCAGAUGUCGGAUUUGCCAUGGGGCUUUCAGGAAAAGAAGUCGCCAAACAGGCAGCAGACAUAGUGCUCCUCGACGACAAUUUUGGAAGCAUCGUGAAGGCGGUGAAGUGGGGAAGAAAUGUCUACGACAAUAUUCGCAGAUUUCUCCAAUUUCAACUCACUGUAAACGUCGUCGCUGUCGUCACAGCGUUUCUGACAGCGACAAUCAUCCGAGAAAGUCCCUUGACUGCGGUCCAAAUGCUCUGGGUAAACCUGAUAAUGGACUCCUUUGCGUCUCUCGCGUUAGCCACUGAGCCCCCGACCGACGAACUUUUAAACAGGAAACCUCACAGCCGACACGACUACCUCAUUAGCAAGGUCAUGUUCAGGAACAUCGUCGGGCAGUCCGUCUAUCAACUGACUGUGAUGUUUUCGUUGAUUUUCGGCGCCGAACAUUUCGUCCCAGAGAACCCCUGGACUUAUCUUUCUCCCGAAACUCGACGCCAGUUCCCCGACUUCUGCGAGUUCAGCGACUGCAUGCGAGACGAGGAGGGUGUUCCCUCCGGCUUUCGCCUGCGUUCUGGGCGGCGCUACCAUCCCUUCUCAGACGAAGAAGAUUACGCCAGUCGGUGGCGCGUUGACCUGGGAGCGUCGCGGCACUACACGCUGGUCUUCAACGUCUUUGUGUUUAUGCAGAUUUUCAACAUGAUCAACGCCCGGAAGAUCAACGCGGAGUGGAAUGUCUUCUCAGGCGUUUUCAGAAACAAAAUGUGGGCAUUCGUCGUCUCCUUCAUCUUCGUCGUCCAAGUCCUCGUCGUCGAAUUUGGAGGCCUCGCCGUCAGCUGCCACCGACAGGGACUGACGGCAGUCCAGUGGGCCAUUUCUCUCGCCUUUGGCGCCGGCACUGUGGUAGUUGGAUUUCUCCUCCACCUCAUUCCUUACACUUUUUUGCCGGAGACAGGCAAGAAAGAAGUCGAUCUGCUGCACGAAGGACCUUCGCUUGCUCUCGCAUCUCGCGGCAGGCUUUCUUCCGAGCGACUGUCAGUUCGCCUGGGAGGCGGCCUAGGCAUGACGUCCGAGCAAAAGCGAGCCAUCAUCGAACGCGUCGCCGGGAAUGCUGGGAAUUCCUCUGGUGCAGCAAACCGUUCUCUCAAGGCUAUGAACUCCGCAGUUAACAGACCAACUUUCGAGCCUCGCAGGCCAGCUCUCAGACAGGCUGUCACUGCUGUUUAG